Mytilus californianus (California mussel) is the source of this 3022-nucleotide messenger RNA. Its product is annotated as neuroligin-4, X-linked-like. The transcript is spliced from 12 exons. Lineage: Eukaryota; Metazoa; Mollusca; Bivalvia; Mytilida; Mytilidae. The coding region runs from base 250 to 1926 and encodes 558 amino acids. The record is from RefSeq and is a predicted model, not a curated record.
UGUAAAUGAACUGCAUGGAACAAUAAUGUUCUAUUCUGAAUGACAGCCAUGUGCCCUCUUCAAUCCAAAGAAACUACCGAAAAGUUAAGCUACGAUUUUCUUUCAGAUAACUCAUGCUAAUUUUGUGUUAAAGCAAAGGAAAAUGGCUUAUCGAUUCAACUAAUUUUCAUAUCUUAUCCAACAACAAAAAAGCGACUUCUGCAGAAAUAAUGUAAACAGUACUGCACGUGUAACAAUAUUCAGACCACAAUGAUGCAUACAAUCACUAUUAUACUUUCAGCAUUAGUUUUGUGCUCUGGACUAGACAAUAAUCCGAUACGUAAUACAAAAUAUGGUCAAAUUCGCGGGAAAGUGACAACGCGACUUCCGGGAACAGAAGUAGAAGAAUUCCUUGGCAUACCAUAUGCAGCUCCGCCUAUUAAAUCACUUCGUUUUAAGAGACCUACAGAUCCUACACAAUGGGACGGCAUAAUGAACACUAAUACAAUCCCACCAGCCUGUCCACAAGUUAGCUGGUAUUAUUUGAGUAAACAUAAACCAAACUUCCAGUUAUCUCACGAAGAUUGUCUGUUUAUGAAUAUAUUUGUACCGAGGGUAAAGGAAGAUUCUUUGCCUGUCUUGCUUUACAUACAUGGCGGUUCAAACAGAGUGGGAAUGGGUGCUAUGUUUGAUGGAGAUAUAUUGUCAGCAUAUGGCAAGAUAGUGGUGGUCAACUUCAACUACAGGCUAGGUAUACUAGGUUUCUAUGCCGACAGAAGUGAGGGCAUUGAAGGUAACCUUGGAUUACUUGAUCAAGUAAAAGCGAUGGAAUGGGUACAGAAAAACAUUCAUUUCUUCAACGGAGAUCCAACAAAAGUAACAAUAUACGGACACAGCGCUGGCGCUGGCAAUGUUGGUCUCCAUCUUGUAUCGGAUUUAACAAAAGGGUUGUAUAGAUAUGCAAUAGUUCACAGUGGAUCUCCCUUAGCUUACUGGGGCGUUUCUGAUUGUAUACCGACGAUGAAGAGCAAAACAGUUCCAGAUGAUUGUCAGCAAGGAUCCAGUUAUCUGCAUGAUAAUAUUGACUUUACGAACCUCUUGUCGGGACCAGUCACUUAUAAAAUCCUAGACUUGCCGGGAGAAAAAACCCCACUUGGUUUGGUGGCAUUUAAACCGGUGCUUGACGGCCAUUACUUAAAAGAUAUACCAGAUAAAAUGUUCCAGUGUAAGCAAGUUCACGCUGAAUCAGUUCUUUUGGCUAUGGCAAAAGAUGAAUUCUUUCCAGAGUAUUACGGAUCCACAUAUCAAAGAAAACCAGGUGAAGAUUUCGAUUUUGACGGCUUAUUUACUGAAGAUAAUGCAGAUACAAUAAAAAAAGUAUUUGAAGAAUGGAAGAAAAAUAAUAUUUCUACAUAUCCACAUUAUGCUCAGAUGGCAUCUGACGUCAUUUUCUUCGCGCCUAUGGUUAAACUGGCAGAUAUGAUAUCAGAAUGGAUGAAACGUGUAUAUCUGUUGAGUUUCGAGUAUGUUUCUCAAAAUCUUACAGGACCUGAGUGGCAGGGCGUUCCCCAUGGAUGGGAUUUAUUUUAUGUAUUUGGAGCCCCAUUAGAUGGUCAUCCGAACCAUGUCUACACACCAAGAGAUGUACAGGUUUCCAAAACAACGAUGAAAUUGUUUAGUAAUUACGUUAAAUACGGGUAUCUUAGUGUAGAUGGUAAGCGACAACUAGAUAUGUAUAACAGUACGACGAAAUCAUUUAAUAAGCUCCAUUACCAAGCUGGAAAACCAGUGGUCUCAGCUGAAUACAACUUUAGAAAACCAAGAAUGGAUUUUUGGAACAAAUAUUUGUUUACUGAAGAACCUUUUACGUGCAAUAAAGCUUGUAACGUCGAAUUCAGAAUACAUUUCUUUAUAUGCUGCUUAUUAGUUGUGUAUUUAUUUAUCUGAUUGACUACCUCAUUGAUACAGUUGUGUAUAUAACGAAUAACAUGUAAAUACAUAUUGUUAUAUAAAUGUAAAUUGUAAAUAACUGAUAAACUAUUUUUCUGUUUAGCCAUGGAAGUAAUGUACUUCCUUAUUUAGCAACAAUAUGGAAUACUUUCUAUAGCUGACGUCGUUAUUUUCUAGCGUAAAAUAUGGCAAUCAAGUUUUGAAACUAUCAAAAAGUCGUAAUUUUAUUUAUUUCUUUUUCAUACAAAACAAUUAAUGAACAUGUACUAAGAGAAUAUCAUAUUGCUUUUCAAUUUCACAUUCGUAUCAACCCGAGACAUCAAUAUAAUUCUAGGAACUCUGCAGGAGGGCUUAAAUUGGUGGCGGGUUGAUACGGUGUGUGAUAUUGAAAAAAAAAACCCGUAUCAUAUGCACUUUAUUAUAUACUUAGUAGUAAAUACAGGUAAAUUGUAUGUGUAAUACAAUUGAUGGCAAUCGUGCUGUAUCAGCCAUCCGUGAUGAUAUCGAUACCAGUCACUGUUGCAAAGGCUUUAUCAAACCCCUAAUCUGUAUGACGUCACGUAAUCGAUAUCAGUCACGGUUACAAAAGCUUUAUCAAACCCCUAAUAUGUAUUACGUCAUGCACCUAAUAUGUCUCGUGAAAAAUACAUAAGAGAGAUUAGCUGUACUUGAGUUACAUGUAUAUAAUAAAGUGUAUAUGAUAUGGCUUUUUCAAUAUCACACACCGUAUCAACCCUCAACCAAUAUAAUCCCUCGAGCAGAGCUCUUGGGAGUAUAUUGGUGUCUCGGGUUGAUACAAGUGUAAUAUUGAAAAGCCAUAUGAUAUUCUCUAUUUAUUAUAUACAUCAAGUAGAUGAUUUUUCAGGUGACGUGACACAAUACAUAUUCGGGGUUUGAUAAAGCCUUUGCAACCGUGACUGAUAUCGAUUACGGCAUGACAUAUUAUUUUUUUUUGUGAUGGAUCUUAUAGAUUUUCAUUUGUUUUAUUCAAAUUAGAAGAGUUUUAUAAAGGAAAAAAGGAAUUGUUAUUUAAAAUAUUCUUGGUGUAUUGUAAAUAAAUGGUUAUUUGUUUCGAAAUAAAAGUGUAUUUUCA